Cynocephalus volans (Philippine flying lemur) is the source of this 15369-nucleotide messenger RNA. It is a transcript of the gene HYDIN, whose product is annotated as HYDIN axonemal central pair apparatus protein. The transcript has 85 exons. Gene Ontology annotation, biological process: axonemal central apparatus assembly; cilium movement. The record is from RefSeq and is a predicted model, not a curated record. Gene Ontology annotation, cellular component: axoneme. Lineage: Eukaryota; Metazoa; Chordata; Mammalia; Dermoptera; Cynocephalidae. The coding region runs from base 1 to 15369 and encodes 5122 amino acids.
AUGACAAGUAGAAGACUUGAGGAGUCCAUGGGGGCUGUUCAGAUGGGAUUAGUCAAAAUGCUCAAAGGAUUUCAAAGCAAGGUUUUGCCACCCCGAAGUCCAAAGGUGGUUACAGAAGAAGAAGUAAAUCAAAUGUUGACACCCUCGGAGUUCCUGAAGGAAAUGUCCCUCACCACAGAGCAGAGACUGGCAAAUACACGGUUGAUAUGCCGACCGCAGAUCAUCGAACUCUUAGAUAUGGGGGAAACAUCACAUCACAAGUUUUCAGGAAUUGACCUGGAUCAGGCAUUAUUCCAGCCCUUUCCAUCAGAAAUUGUGUUUCAGAACUACACUCCCUGUGAAGUCUAUGAAGUUCCUCUGGUUUUGAGGAACAAUGACAAAAUUCCAAGGAUGGUGAAAGUGGUUGAGGAAAGUUCACCUUACUUUAGAGUCAUCAGCCCCAAAGAUAUUGGCCACAAAGUAGCUCCAGGAGUGCCAUCCAUAUUCCGAAUCCUCUUCACUCCAGAGGAGAACAAGGAUUAUGCCCAUAUGUUGACCUGUGUUACUGAGAGAGAAAAGUUUGUUGUACCCAUCAAAGCUAGAGGGGCACGAGCCAUCAUAGAUUUUCCUGACAAGCUGAAUUUUUCUACUUGCCCUGUCAAAUACAGCACUCAGAAGAUUCUGCUGGUACGGAAUAUUGGCAACAAAGAUGCUGUGUUUCAGAUCAAAACCCGUAGGCCUUUCUCUGUAGAGCCAACUGUUGCAACUCUUAAUGUGGGAGAGUCCAUGCAACUGGAAGUGGCGUUUGAGCCACAGAGUGUGGGCAAUCACAGUGAAAGACUUAUCGUGCAUUAUGACACAGGUGAAAAAGUGUUCAUAUCUCUCUAUGGAGCUGCUGUAGACAUGAAUAUAAGGCUGGACAAGAAUUCCUUGAUCAUUGAGAAAACCUAUAUAUCUCUGGCCAAUCAGCGAACUGUAACCAUUCACAACCGCAGUAACAUUAUCGCUCAUUUCCAGUGGAAGAUAUUUGCUACCCAGGAAGAGGAGGACAGAGAAAAGUUUGGGGUCUGUGAUGAUCUGAACAAAGAGGAAAAGAACGAGACUGAUUCAUUCCUUGAAGAGUGCAUUCUUGAUCCUUCACUCCGAGAACGUCUUGCCAUUCUCUCCCGCACAUUUGAGAAUCAGAGGAGGCUGGUUCAGGGAGACAGCAUGCUCUUCUUGAAUAACAUUUUCACCAUUGAGCCCCUGGAAGGUGAUGUCUGGCCCAACUCAUCAGCUGAAAUCACUGUGUACUUUAACCCUCCAGAAGCCAAGCUCUACCAACAGGCUGUUUACUGUGAUAUUUCAGGCCGAGAGAUCCGUCUGCCCCUCCGAAUCAAAGGGGAAGGGAUGGGACCCAAGAUUCACUUCAACUUCGAAAUGCUGGAUAUUGGGAAAGUUUUUGUUGGAUCUGUACAUUGUUAUGAGGCGAUCCUAUCCAACAAAGGCAGCAUUGAUGCCCUCUUCAACGUGAUCCCUCCAAAUUCUGCUUUGGGAGCCUGUUUUGUGUUCAGUCCCAAGGAAGGCAUCAUUGAACCAAACGGAGUCCAAGCUGUCCAGAUCUCUUUCAGUUCUGCCAUCCUUGGGCACUUCGAAGAAGAGUUCCUGGUCAAUGUUAAUGGGUCACCUGAGCCUGUGAAAUUGACCAUUAGAGGCUGUGUCAUUGGACCUACCUUCCACUUUAACGUUCCUGCUCUGCACUUUGGUGAUGUUUCCUUUGGAUUUCCUCAAACCUUGAUAUGUUCCCUCAAUAAUACUUCUUUGGUCCCCAUGAUCUUCAAACUGCGUAUCCCUGGGGAUGGCCUUGGCCAUAAAAGCAUUUCAAGUUGUGAGCAGUAUUCAGACAACAAAAGACCAUCCUGGACCAAGGAAGAAAUACCCACAAUGAAACCAAAAGAAUUCACCAUCACUCCCAACUGUGGCACCAUCCGCUCCCAGGGAUUUGCUGCUAUCAGGGUGACAUUAUGUUCCAACACUGUGCAGAAAUAUGAGCUGGCGCUGGUGGUGGAUGUGGACGGCAUCGGAGAAGAAGUGCUGGCGCUCUUAAUUACAGCAAGGUGUGUUGUACCUACCCUCCACCUGGUUAAUACCAAGGUGGACUUUGGACACUGCUUCCUGAAGUACCCGUAUGAGAAAACGGUCCAGAUUGUCAAUCAUCAUGACCUCCCAGGAUUCUAUGAGGUCCUGCCUCAGGUGUACAAGGAUGCACCUGCCGUGCUGCUUUCUAGCUCCACUCCCUGCGGAGUCAUCCCCCCCCACGGCACUGUGAACAUAAUGCUGCUCCUGGAGACCCAGGUCACUGGAGAACACAGGUCCACAGUUUACAUCUCGACCUUUGGGAGCCAGGACCCCCCUAUGGUAUGUCAUGUAAAGAGCAUUGGAGAAGGCCCAGUUAUCUACGUACAUCCCACUCAAAUUGAUUUUGGCAGUAUCUAUGUCCUAAAGGACUCUUCCAGGACUCUCAACCUAUCUAACCAGUCCUUCAUUCCUGCAUUAUUUCGGGCACGCAUGGCACACAAAAAAUCCCUUUGGACGAUUGAACCCAACGAAGGCAUGGUUCCCCCAGAAACUGAUGUUCGACUGGCACUGAUUGCCAACCUGAAUGAUGUGCUGACGUUCAACGACACAGUCAUUUUGGACAUAGAAAACAGCAACACCUAUCAGAUUCCUGUCCAGGCUUCAGGAAUUGGUUCCACUAUUGUUUCAGAUAAGCCCUUUGCUCCAGAACUCAAUUUGGGGGCACAUUUUAGCCUGGAUACCUAUUAUUACCGCUUCAAGUUGACCAACAAGGGACGUCGGGUCCAAAAGCUGUUCUGGAUGAAUGACAGUUUCUGUCCCCAGGGCAAGCUGAACAAGAAGGGACAGGUUAAGAAGGGACAUACUGAUGGCCGACGCCAGUCCAAGAGCUCCCAGGAUCCCAGGAACCCACAGAGCCCCGUGUUUCAGCUCCACCCCGUCAGGAUGGAGCUGUACCCAGGCCAGACAAUUGAUGUGAUACUCGAAGGCUAUUCUGCUAUUCCAAGAGUAGUCAGUGAAAAGCUGGUGUGCCACGCCAUCAUCGGGGCCCAGAAGGGGAAGAGCUUGGUGAUGGCUGUGAACAUUGUCUGUGAGUUCACAGCACCUCUUAUCCAGCUCUCCACUAAGGAGCUCGUAUACCGACUGGAGAAGAAACCUAACACCGUUCUGGAGCCUAAUUACCAGCCCUUGGUCAUCAGGAACAUUUCCACCCUGCCCGUGAACUUGCUGCUCUCCACAGCCAGACCCUUCUUUAUAUGUGAGACUGAUAAGUCCCUGCUGCCUGCAGCUCCUGAGCCUAUUAAACUGGAAAUUGAUGAAGAAAAAAACCUGCUGAUCAAGUUUGACCCUUCCUACAGAACCGAUCUGAACAACUGGGUGGCAGAAGAAAUUCUAGCAAUUAAGUAUGUGGAACACCCUCAGGUAGACAGUCUGAGCCUGCACGGAGAAGUGCAUUACCCCAACCUCAGCUUUGAGACGAUGGAGGUGAAUUUUGGCUGUAUCCUGAAUGAUACCGAGGUCAUUCGCUACGUUACAAUCACCAACUGCAGCCCCUUGGUGGUGAACUUCCGCUGGUUCUUCCUGGUGAAGGAUGAGGAAAAUCAGAUAAGGUUUGUGACAUUGCCAAAGAAGCCCUACGGUGUCCCCCUGUUCCAGAUGGAGUCCAUCCUAGCAUCCUCAGCCUCUGCCAGCUUGCCAGCAGUCCCAGCUACAGUAGAGUCCCCCGGGAUCGAUUUAAGUGACUUUGUUAAGACUGUCCCUGUGGAUAAAGAUGCCAGGCCUGAAGAAAAAGAACCCAAAAAUGUGAAAGCAUCCAGCGUGAUAGAUGGAUUAAAAAUUAGCUCCACUGAACCAGAAAGAAUAUACUCAAGCCAGAGCCAGGUGGAGUUUCUGAAAUCCCUAUGGAUCUUUGAACAGGAUGAGAUGCUUUCCAUUGGAGUAGAAGAAGUGUUUGAUAUUUUGCCCCUUUAUGGAGUGUUGCAGCCACACAGUAGCUGCCAGAUAUCUUUCACCUUCUAUGGACACUGUGACAUCAUUGCACAGGCUAAAGCUCUGUGUGAAGUGGAAGGAGGGCCCACCUAUGAAAUCAUACUGAAGGGAGAGGCAUCCCUGGUCAACUAUUCCUUUGACACCACGGAUAUCAACUAUGGAUUACAGCUGUUUGACCAUGUCACAGAAAGGGAAAUCACACUGAAGAACACUGGGAAAGUCGGCUUUGAGUUCAAGGUUCUGAUUGACCACCAGUCUUCACCAGACAUCCUGCUCCCUGGAGUGCCACUGACCCAGCCUCACUCUGGUUUUAUCGGUGCAUAUAAUGAGCAGGUACUGAAGGUUUACUACUUACCUGGAGUACCUGAGGUCUUUCAAAAGAGCUUCCAGAUACAGAUCGCCCACCUGGACACAGAAAAUAUCACUCUGAGUGGAGAGGGCAUCUUUCCCCGAAUCUGCCUCGACCUCCCCAGGAACCUCAGAGGAAAUCAAAAGUACGAAAUGUUCUUGAAUCAGGCCAGAAAAAACAUAGAAUUAGAGUACAGCAAAUAUGAAACUCUCGAUCACAUAGAAAUAAUAACUGAGGAAACGCCUGAGGACGAAACUACUGAGUUAAGUGAUCAUCUCCAGAUGGAAGUAGAACGACUUAUAGUCCAAGGCUAUGCCCUAGAACAUCAGAGAACAAUUUCCUUCAAUUCCAUAGAUGACAUCUGCUUCAGCCAUCGGAGUCACCACAGACUGGCCAAAGUCCAGCUGCCAGAGUAUAUCCUGGACUUUGGCUACAUUAUCCUUGGUGACGUCCGAACCCACAUCAUCAAGAUCACCAACACCAGUCACUUUCCAGUGUCCUUCCACGCAGAAAAGCGUGCCCUUCAUGACACAGGCUUCAGUACUGAGCUCGAUCGUGUAAAGAAUCUGCCUUACUGUGAAACAGAAACAUUUGAAAUGAGGUUUGACCCACAAGGGGCCAAUCUUCCGGUUGGAAACAAAGAAGUCAUUCUGCCCAUUAAGGUGGUUGGAGGGCCAACAGUUCACAUCUGUCUCCAAGCCAAGGUAGCCAUUCCAGCUAUGACACUGUCUUCUGGAAAAGUGGACUUUCCCGCAAUUCAGUGUGGACAGUGCCUGGUGGAAACUAUUCAGCUUUCCAAUCAUCUCCAAGUCCCUUGUGAAUGGUUUGUCCACAGCCAGAAUCCUGUUAACAAGCUGGAGAGACACAUUCCAAAGUACUUAAGACGGAAACUACGCGCUGAGUUAAAGCCAAAGACACGGAUCUUUGAGAUCCAGCCCAUUUCUGGAGUCUUGGAUCCUAGUGAGAGGUCCAAUGUGCAAGUGAAAUUCAUGCCAAAAGAAGAGAAAUACUACAGCCAAACCCUGGUAUUCCAGAUCGCCCAGAGUGCUCAAAAGCUUACGCUGCUGGCACAUGGGCAAGGUCUGGAGCCACGCCUGGAAUUUAUACCUUCAGUUGUGGAGCUGGGGCCGCUGCUGCCUUAUACACCUGGGGACGAGGCUGAGGUGAUAGUGAAGAAUCCCUGCAACUUUCCCAUUGAGUUUUACUCCAUAGAAUUUGACCAGCAAUAUCUCAUAGAAGAAAAGAUGUUGCGAAGUCUGAAGGGCUAUGACUCCCACAACACGCUGCUGCUGCCUCCCCGCACCCCUGGGGAGGAGCUGCCCCCAGAAGUGUACGAGUACUUUAAGGAGAUGAAGAAGUCAAAGGAGGAACAGUUGAAGGCAAAAUAUCUGGAGAAUAUGGCACAGGAGAAUGAAGAGGAAGAUAUGACUACAUCAGAUCAGGAAAACUCCACUAGCACGAAAAGGACAUCCCUUAGCCAAGAGAUCUCUGUCACAUCCUGUCCGGAAGAGUGGCACGUCCCUUUGGUCGAGUCCAAAACCUAUGUAGAUGAAGAUGAGGAUGAAGAAAGCCUGGAAAAAAUAAUGUUUCAAAUUGACAAGAUUCAGAGCAUUGACAGCCACUCCACAGAGGAAGUUGGAGAGUUAGAAAACAACCCAGUGAGCAGGGCGAUCGCUCGCCACCUGGGCAUUGACAUUUCGGCAGAAGGCCGCAUGGCCAAGAACCGGAAAGGCAUUGCCAUCAUCAUCCAUGGGACACCCUUGUCAGGAAAGUCAGCCACCGCUAUCAGUGUGGCCAAGUACUACAGUGCAGCCUGCCUGAACAUUGACUCCAUUGUGUUGGAAGCCAUAUCUGACAGCAACAACAUCCCAGGGAUCCGGGCCCGGGAGCUAUGCAUUAAGGCUGCCAUCGAGCAGUCCAUGAAGGAAGGAGAGGAGUCUGCCCAGGAGGCUUCUGUGGGCCACAAUGUCAUGGGACAAGUACGACUGAGCACUGAAACUCUGGGCAAGUUAACCUCGGAAAUGAGUCUGGUGACCCCAGAAACCAAACCUGGAAAGAGCGUGCGUGGGAGCGUGUUAAUGGCCAAAGGCAAAUCAGAGAGCCAUGGCUCUGGGUCACAGAAGCAGCAUCACCUGCACCAGUCCGAAACAACACAGGUACAAAUCAGGAUUUCCUCCAGCCCUCUGCCCGUGGGGCCCACUCAUCGCUGGCUCGGUGUCAGUGGCAGUAUUGGAGGUGAGACAGGUCUGAUGAGCUGUGUGCUCCCUGAUGAACUUCUUGUGCAGAUCCUGGCUGAACGGAUACAGCUGAGUGACUGCUUCCGUGGAGUGGUGUUUGAUGGCCUGGACACACUCUUUGCUCGGAGCGCAGCUGCCGCCCUGCUCUGCCUGCUGAAAGCCAUCGGCAACCGCGAGCACAUAUACACUGUCAACAUGGCCCAAGACUACGCAGCCAUGAAGGCCCAGGAGAAGGCCAAAAAGGAGCAAGAAGAAUGCAAACGCAGGGAAGCUCUUGAGAAAGAGAAGGAGCGUCUCCAAAAUAUGGAUGAGGAAGAAUAUGCUGCCUUGACGGAGGAGGAGAAAAUCAUGUUCGAUCGGGAGGUCCAGCAGGCGCUCCAGGAAAGGAAGAAGAGGGAGCUGGAGAGGCUGGCAAAGGAGAUGCAAGAAAAGAAGCUACAGCAGGAGCUUGAGCGACAGAAGGAAGAAGAUGAACUGAAACGGAAGAUCAAAAAACCAAAGCAGGUUCCAGUAAAGGAGGAGCCGCCCCUGAAGAAAUCUCAAACAGCAAGCAAGCAGUUUCUUCCUUUAAUCAAACCAGAUGUCAAAGAGGCAGUAGAAAGGAAAGUAUCUGCUUGGGAGUCAGUAAUGUCUGAGAAGGAAGACGUAAACAAGAAAAAAAAGAACAUGGCCGAUACCAGCGUGUCUGGGUUUCCUCUUGCCCAAGAACAAGAGGACACCGAAGGGGACAUCCAGAAGGACACUGACAAGCAAUUGGCCCAGAAGUUUAAAAUCUAUGAGUUGAGUUUAAAAGAUAUCCAGAACAUUCUCAUGUGCUGGGACCGGAAGCAAGGAGUUCUGCUGCUGCACUCAGGGAUGGAGGACGUGUCCCAUGAGCCCGAUGACCAGCGCCAGGUGCCAUCGGGUGGGCGCAGGGGCCGCAAGGAGCGGGAGAGGGAGCGCUUGGAGAAGGAGCGAGCAGAGAAGGAGCGCCUGGAGAGGGAGCGAGCCGAGAGGGAGCGUCUGGAGAGGCUGAGGGCCAUGGAGGAGCGGAGCAACGGGGAUGGAGAAGGGGACGAGGACCACGAAGGCAAGAAGGAUCUGGGUGUGCCAUUCCUCAACAUCCAGUCUCCAGACUUUGCAGGCUCGAGCUGGAAGCAGGCCCUGGAGAAUGACAGGCUUCCCAAAGGGGAUCAGAUCCUGGACAUCCUGGGUCUGGGUUCCUCUGGACCACCCAUUCCACCUCCUGCCUUAUUCUCAAUCAUCUCCUACCCUGUGAAGCGGCUGCCUUUGGCCACAACAGAUGUCCUGAAGCAUUUUGUGUUUGUGGUCCCACCAUCUGAUGAGCUCUCCCUAGUGGAUGAAAAAAAAGAAGUAGAAACAGAAUUAGAGCUCUCAGCCACCAUGAUCGCUGUGAAGGCUCAAGAGGAGCAGACCUCCUCACCUAAGGGGAGUAGACAGAAAAUGAAAGAAAAACCAGAGCAAAUCCAUGAGACUCAGAAGGACAAGCGUCGCAUGGCCGUCAACAGGAAGGGCCUCUCUGCAGAAACUGAUGGAACCAUUGCCCCCCUGUCAGACACAGACCAGAGCAACUUCAGUGGGCAGCAGUCCCAGGAGAAAAUCAUCAGGGCGAACCACUUCCGGUGGAUCGUGCCAGCCAAUGGUGAGGUAACGCUACAAGUGCACUUCUCUUCCAACGAUCUUGGUAACUUUGACCAAACAUUUAACUUUGAGGUCCUUGGAACUCGCCGCCAGUACCAGCUUUACUGCCGGGGUGUCUGCUCUUACCCGUACAUUUGUCAAGACCCAAAAGUGGUCUUCCCUCAGCAGAAGAUGGACAUGAAGAUAAAUGAGGUCAUCUUUAAGAAGUAUAUUACGAAGAUGGAGAGGUUUUACUUCGGGCCACUGCUUUGUGGAAAAUCAAGAGAUAAGUACAAGUCAUCCCUGUUUCCAGGCAACAUGGAGACACUGACGAUCCUGAACAAUUCCCCGCUGGUGGUGGAGGCAUUCUUCUGUUUUCAGAAUGAUUUCAAAGCAGCCACCUACUUCCUGGAGCCCACCAACAUGAUUCUGAAACCCAAUGAGAAGCAGAUGCUAAACGUAUGGGCCUACCCUACUGCAGUUGGUGUCUUUGAAGACAGCAUUGUCUGCUGCAUCAAGGAGAACCCAGAGCCAGCCGUCUUCAAAUUAAGCUGCCAGGGGAUCCGCCCAGAACUAGAGCUGGACCCUAAGCAAUUACAUUUUGACCGGCUCCUGCUGCACAGAAAAGAAUCCAAGGUAGUUCUUCUCCGCAAUGUCACGCCCCUCCCCGUGGCUUGGCGGAUCAGCAGCCUGGAGCACCUGGGCGAUGACUUCACCGUAUCCACAAUGCAGGGGACCAUCCCCCCCAAGGCUGAGUACAGCCUGCACGUGCAUUUCCAGCCAUCCAAACCUGUCAACAUCAAGAAGGCUAUUCGGUUGGAGGUUUUAGAUGCAGAGAAUCUUGUUGGUGUUGUCCAGAUCGAAAACAUCCAGAUCUUUGCAGAGUCCUACGACGUCGCCUUGGACAUCACCUUCCCCAAAGGGGCUGAAGGAGGCCUGGACUUCGGGAUCGUGAGGGUCAUGGAGGAGGUGAAGCAGCCCCUGCAACUGAAGAACCGCGGGAAAUACGAGAUCACAUUCAGCUUUUCCGUGGACUCCUUAGGGAUUUCGGUGACCAAUGUAAAUUCCAUGAUCUCAGUCCAACCCAAAAAGGGCUCACUGACCACAGCAGAAAAACCCACAAAUGUCCAGGUAUUCUUCCGCGCGAAAAAGGAAGUGAAGAUCGAGCACCAGCCCAUUCUGCGCUGUCAGAUUAUUGAGCCCAAUAUUGCAGAAGGAGGUGAGAUCAUUGCUAGCAUCCCAAUUAAGUUUUCUGUGAAUGCAGUGUACUCCAAGUACAACAUCAGCCCUUCCUCCACCAUCAACUUUGGGGCUUUGAUCUGCGGCACUCGUAAGAGCUCCACCAUCACCAUAGAAAAUCUAGGCAUCACUGACUUCAAGUACACCCUUUAUAGGCUGACGGGGGAGAGCCCCAUUCAUCAAAAGAGAGUUGCCAGCCACAUCAGACAUGCGAAAUCCCGGGAAAGUGAGAGCUUGUACAAGGCCAGCACUUCCAAAGCACCCAAGUUCUCUGACUCUAUUCAAAAAGAAGUAAACAUCCCAAACCAGGCCCGCUUCUCCCACAGCAUGUUCACCGUGUGCCCUGGGUUUGGCUCCAUCGCUUCCGGAGGACUUCAGGUCAUCACUGUUGACUGUGUGGCUGAUACCGUGGGAAGGUGUGAGGAAUUUCUAGCCAUCGAUAUCUCCGACCGAGACCCUAGAGACCAGCCUGCCGGCAUUCCUUACACUCUACUGGCUGAAGCCUGUCUACCAGCCUUUGUGACGGACAACAAUGCCUUGAUAUUUGAGGAGCACCAGGUCUGCACCAGCUCCAGCCUGUACCACAUCCUGCAGACCGUAGAGAGUGGGGGACUGUUCGUGGAGGAUGAGAACAAGUUCCUCUUCUGCAAUGUCCUGGUGGGCCAUCAGGCCAAGGCUCGGUUCAAGAUCAGCAACAUGGGCAAGAUUCCCUGUGAUGUCAACAUUGUCCUUAAACCUAUCUCCAAUAAGCCCUUUGCCCGCAUCAUCGACAUCUUUGAAGUGGAACCCAACAAGAUGUGUGUUGCCAGUCGCUCCCAUGCCUUCGCCACGGUGUCCUUCACCCCGCAGAUCAUGCAGACCUACCAGUGUAUCUUUGAGGCUACCUUGGAUGGCUUGCCCAGCAAUUUGGCCAGGAACCGAGGCCUCGUAUUUGAUAUCAUUGGUGAGGGGAACCUCCCUCGAGUGACGGUUGUGCGGCCAAUUCUCUGUAACCAAUAUGGAAACCCCUUGCUCCUCUUUAAGAGGCUUCUGCUUGGUCAUUCAGAGAAAUUACCUCUCAUCCUUAAGAACAAUGGCACCAUCCCUGCCCAGCUGCAUAUUGACCUGCAGGACCAGCUAGGAGUCUUCUCCCUGAAAGGGAGGCCUAGUACCUCCUACAUCUACAUCCUAGAAGGAAACAAACCAAACGAGAAAGCAAAGAAAGCUCACACCGCCUCCCUGGUUGUUUCUCCUGGAAAUACAGCUGAAUUUGAUGUCUUUUUCCACUCCCAGAAGGUUGGGAGAAUGACAGGCAUCAUCCACUUGUCAGUGAUUAACAAUCAGUACGAGGAGACCUUCAUCCACAUGGUGGGAGAAGGCUACGAGGACGAUAUCACCUUGGACAACAUCCAUGGGCUGGUGGCUCCCACCAGCCUGGCGGCCUCAGAUAUCCCUGAGGUCAUAGAGGUCUUCGAGGAAAAUGGUGUGGAAGACUUGGUGACAGCUGCUCUGGUGGACCACAUCCAGUUUGGGGACUGCCACAUCGGAAACAGCUAUAAUGUGAGCUUCACAAUCACUAAUCACAGCCAAGUGAAUGUGAUACGGUUUCAAUGGCCCCUUUUAGCUACAAUUACUUUCUCUCCACAGAUUGGCCACCUCCACCCUGGAUGUGCCAAGGACAUAGUGGUGACCAUGAAGUCAGACGUGCCCAUCACCCUGAAGAAGAUGGGGGUCAAGUGCAAGAUCUCCAAGAUCAUGUUUCAGCUCCCUGCAGACCAGGUCCCUGACUGGGAUGACCGCAUGCGCACAGUCAAGUGGGUGGACGUGCCCAGAAACACACCUGGGACUUUCACUACAAAACGAAAAGUGAUAGAGACAGAUCCCGAGCCUGCCCACUCAGUAACAGAAGAAAACCACCGAGAACUGCAGCUUCAGAUCAGCGCCAAUGUGGAUUUUGCUUCAUACCAGUGCCAAACGAGCGACGUGCACUUUAAGGAAACACUGGUUUACCAGACCCGAGUGUUUGAGCUUGACCUGAUUAAUUCAGGCCAUGUGCAGCUGGAGUUCAGCUGGAUCUCAGAAGAUACUGCAAAAGUGGUCAGCUUUGCAAUGCCAGAAAACCCAGGUUCCACUCAAAAAGAUCAGCUUAGCCAGGGUACCCUGCAUACGGGAAGCACUCUGGACAGCGCCUUGGACCACUGGACCAAUGGCUCCCCGCCACCCUUCUCUGUGGAGCCCUCUGCAGGCAUCGUGCCUGUGGGGAAGACUCAGAAACUCAAAGUGAAAUUCUCCCCAUUGGACAUUGGAGACUUCGAGAGCAAACUUUUCUGCCAGAUUCCCAACCUGCCACCUGGAGAGCAAGGUCCAGUCCUGGUAGCAAAAGGGCGGAGCUUGUUGCCCUUUUGCCAUUUUGACCUGAAAGACUCAGACUACAUCAGCGGUUAUCGGCGCAACCCAGAGCUCCGAGGGUCUAGUAGUGGGACUCUGGAUCCAAACACCCGGGUGAUUGAGUUCACAACUGUGGGCAUAGGAGGGAAGAAUCUCCGGACCUUUACAAUCCUGAACCCGACCGAUAGCACCUACUCCUUCUGCUGGAUCUCUGAAGAUAUUGAAAGUCUCCAGAACCCUCCAGCCUUCACAUGCCUUACCAAGAAGGGAUUCAUCCACCCUGAGAAGAAAGCUGAGAUCGUGUUCCAGUUCACACCUUCCCAUCUGGAUGUCACAGAAGCAUUAUGGACUUUCUUAAUCCCUGAACACAAUAUCACAGUCCCUUUCCUGCUGGUAGGCAAAGCCAUUGACCCUCUCAUCUCUCUGGACAAGUCACACCUCAACUUCAGUGCUCUCCUCAUUGGCAGAGAAGCCAGGGAGACUGUACAGAUCAUCAACAAGGAGGAGCAGGGCUUCAAUUUUGCAUUCCAGGAUAACUCCCGAUAUUCUGAAGGUUUCAGCAACAGCCUGGUUGUAUGUCCCAUGGAAGGCUGGGUCCCACCACUGUCCAGGUUCCCAAUUGAUAUUUUCUUCACACCAAAGCAAGAAGGAGAUGUAAAUUUUAAUUUGAUCUGCAAUGUGAAAAAGAAAGUCCACCCUCUGACAUUAAAUGUCAAGGCCGAGGGCUACGCUAUGAAUGCGGAGGUUAAGUGCAAGGACAGCACUGGCACCAUCACUGUCUUGACUCCCAACCAGACCAACAUCAUCAGCUUCUAUGAGGUGGAGCUAAAUGAAUGUGUCCAGUGUGAAUUCAGCUUUAUCAACACUGGAAAGUUCAACUUCAGCUUCCAGGCUGAGCUAUCUGGUUCCAAAACUCUGCUGCAGUACUUGGAAUUUUCACCCACUGACAGCACUGUGGAUGUGGGGCAGAGUGUACAGGCCACCUUGUCUUUCCAACCACUUAAGAAGUGUGUCUUGAAGGGCCUGGAACUCAGAAUCAAGAUCACCCAUGGCCCAACAUUUGUGUGCAGCAUCACAGGCUGUGCUGUAAGCCCAGCGGUCCAUUUCUCCUUCACCAGCUACAACUUUGGGACCUGCUUCAUCUACCAAGCUGGGAUGCCCCUAUACAAACAAACCCUGGUCAUCACCAACAAGGAAGAAACACCUAUGAGCAUAGAUUGUUUGUACACCAACACCACCCACCUCGAGGUGAACUUCCGUGUUGAUGUAGUAAAUCCAGGAAAGACACUGGAGGUUCCAAUCACAUUUUAUCCUCAAGAAAGUAUCAACUAUCGAGAGCUCAUCACCUUUGAAAUCAAUGGGCUCUCACAGCAAACAGUCGAAAUCAAAGGGAAAGGUACUGAAAUGAAGGUUUUAGUCCUAGAUCCAGCUAAUAAGAUUGUGAAGUUAGGAGCUGUCCCUCCAGGACAGGUUGUGAAAAAAAUGGUUUCCAUCAUAAACAACAGCCUUGUUCAGCUCAUAUUUAACCUGUCAGUCAUGUUCUCGAUUCCAGAACUCCAGGAACCCAAGGUCAUCACCUUGGUGCCCUUCCAAACCAUCACCCUGAAGCCCAAAGAAGUCUGUAAACUGGAAGUCAUCUUUGCCCCAAAGAAGCGUGUCCCUCCCUUCUCCGAGGAGGUGUUCAUGGAAUACAUGGGGCUCCUGCGGCCCCUCUUCCUCCUCACUGGCUGCUGCCAGGCCCUGGAGAUCUCCCUGGACCAGGAGCACCUUCCUUUUGGACCAGUCGUGUAUCAGACACAAGCCGUACGACGCAUCCUCAUGUCCAACACAGGCGACGUGGGCACAAGGUUUAAAUGGGAUGUCAAAAAAUUUGAGCCUAAUUUCUCCAUCAGCCCGGAAGAAGGCUAUAUCACCGCAGGCAUGGAGGUUUCUUUUGAAGUAACCUACCAUCCCACUGAGGUGGGAAAGGAGAGUCUCUAUAAAAACAUGCUCUGCUACAUCCAGGGAGGCAGUCCUCUGUCCCUAACCCUUUCUGGAGUCUGCGUGGGACCACCAGCAGUCAAAGAGGUGGUGAAUUUCACCUGCCAGGUGCGCUCCAAGCACACACAAACCAUCCUGCUGUCAAACCGCACCAACCAGACCUGGAAUCUGCACCCCAUCUUUGAGGGCGAACACUGGGAGGGGCCCGAGUUCGUCACCCUGGAAGCCCAUCAGCAAAACAAGCCCUAUGAGAUCACCUACAAGCCCCGCACCAUGAACGUGGAAAACCGCAAGCACCAGGGCACCCUCUUCUUCCCCCUCCCGGAUGGGACCGGCUGGCUGUAUGCUCUACAUGGUACUUCCGAGCUCCCCAAAGCUGUGGCCAAUAUCUACCGUGAAGUGCCAUGUAAGACACCCUACACUGAGCUCCUGCCAAUCACCAACUGGCUGAACAAGCCCCAGAGAUUCCGGGUCAUUGUGGAAAUGCUGAAACCAGAGAAGCCAGACCUAAGUGUCACUAUAAAGGGUCUUGAUUACAUUGACGUACUGGCUGGCUCCAAGAAAGACUACAAGCUGAACUUCUUUUCCCACAAGGAGGGACUGUUUACUGCAAAGGUGAUCUUCCGAAAUGAGGUGACCAAUGAGUUCUUGUACUACACGUUGAGUUUCAGGGUCAUCCCUUCAGGCAUCAUCAAAACCAUUGAGAUGGUGAGCCCAGUCCGGCAGAGUACAUCAGCCUCCGUCAAGAUAGAGAACCCGCUGCCCUACUCGGUGACCUUCUCCACAGAAUGCAGGGUGCCUGACAUCAGCCUGCCCUCCCAGUUUGUGGUGCCUGCCAACUCCGAGGGCACAUUCUCAUUUGAAUUCCAGCCCCUGAAAGCUGGAGAAACCUUUGGGAGACUAACUUUGCACAACAGUGAUUUGGGUUACUACCAGUAUGAGCUCAAUUUGAAGGCCAUGCCAGCACUUCCUGAAAAGCCCGUUCGUGUCCAGACUGUUCUUGGCAGCAGCCAAAGCAUCUUUGUGAAGUUCACCAAUUAUACACGGCUAAAGACAGAAUAUUACUGCAGGACUGACUGUCCAGACUUCCACACAGAAAAAGUCAUUAGUGCAGCCCCAGGAGCCCAGGGGGGCACUGAAGUCACUGUGGAAGUCUUCUUCGAGCCCAGCCAUCUGGGCGAGACCAAGGGCGUCCUGAUCCUGUCGUCAAUUGCAGGAGGCGAGUAUAUCAUCCCCCUCUUCGGAGUGGGUCUGCCCCCCAAGCCUCAAGGUCCCUUCCUGAUCCGAGCUGGGUACAACAUAAUCAUCCCCUUCAAAAAUGUCUUCUAUCACACGGUGACCUUCUCCUGCACCGUGGAGAGCCCAGCCUUCACCGUUCGUGCCAUGGAUUCCAUGCGGCCCAAGAAGAUCAACAACAUCACAGUCUACUUUGAAGGAAACCCAUCGGGCAGCAAAACCCCCAUCACCACCAAGCUGAUUGUGAGCUGCUGUCCCAGUGAAGGCCAAGAAACUGGAAUUAAAUGGGUUUAUUACCUGAAGGGGAUCACCCCUUAG